AUGUCAACACCACUUCCGAUGUGUGACACUUGUACUGAAGAAUAUCCUUACAUGGAUACCAAAACUCUUCCAACAUGUGGAGCCUGCCUACAUGAUAACGCUCUAGAUUCAGCCGAGGAUCGUUCAACAGUACCACCUUUGAAUUACUGCAAGGAUGGGUGUGGAAUGACAUUACCUGCCAAAUUUCAUGAAGGCAUGUGUCGCCCCUGCCAGCGAAAAAUACAACAGUAUCAAGAAAAUCAGCAGACAUCUCAUUCAACCAAGCUGCCUGUCCUUGUUGAUGAGGUUGACCCAGCACGAUUAUCAGCGAUCCAAUCAAGCUUCACCCUACCUCAGCUUCCAUCACGGUCUCGUAAUCCAGUCAUGCCUGUUCCCCCUGUCGCUGGCUCCUCUAGACCAAACAAACGCCCAGCUCAAAACCCACCACCAUCCCAAACCUCCUUGCUAGGACCGGAUCGUGAAGAAGCUUAUCAACACGGAGAAUCAGCAGCUAAGAAGAUCUGCUUGGAUAGGAUUCAGGAAAACAAGAAGAAAUCACGUCCAACCGCAAUUGGACGCAUGCAUAAGAAGAAGAUUGAAACUCUGAUUGCCCCAGCUUUGAAAUCAGUUGCAGUUAAACUCAAGUAUAAUUUACAAAGUGGUUCAAAGUCACACAGUCUCCCACAGCAUAUGCACGACAUCGAUUUCACUGAUCCAGAUUGGGAGAUCAAGAUCAUGGAAGCAGCCAUCAAACACUUCCAGAAAACCUCAUUGGGAAUAUUUCCCCCUACAAAAAGAGACGUAGAUCGAUUACCUGCUCUUCCCGAUUUCAAUUCUUCAUUUUAUUCUCUUGGUGUCCUUGGCACCAUGAUGUCAGGAGAUCGUCUUCAACAAGCUAUUAUAUCUCCCAAUCGUAAUCCACGUCAGCAAUCGGUCCCAGGGCCUCUAGUGGUCACUCUUUUUUUUGCCGCUGCAACCUACUUGUCUUUCAUGAAUCCACCCAGCUCAAACUUUGGCAGUGAUUCCGAAACAAAAGAUUCUGAACCCAAAAAUGAUAGUAGUCAAUCGGAGUCAACUCACAAAAUCGGAACUCCUCUCCCAGAUGGUCAUCCUGCUAGUGAUGGUCAAAUUAUCACAACCAUCUCAUGGAGUGAUGCUUUACAAUCGCAACUUGGGAUAGGACACCAGAUCGCCUUAUUUUCCAGUUUUUCAAUUCGAUCAUUUGGUGGUGUCUUGCCAAGUGUUGAAGAUUUGGCAAGACCAUUGAGAUAUAGCAUCCCUUGGAGCAACGCUAUACUUAUGGCCCUUACAAACUCAAACACUCGGUCUUCCCUGGAAGAAAACUCUCAACCUCUUGUUUUUGGUCAGUGGGGGACUUUAGCAGCAGUCGAAGAUCAGUUCUUUGGUGAGGGGAAAAGGCAUCGCUCUUUUAGGACAACCUUGUAUAUUGAUGGAGGAUGUCGUAAAGUCGUGGCUAAGGAGAUAAUCACUGAAGGAUGUGGUGAUCAAGCCGCCUACCUUAAGGACUCAGUGGUUUACCAUCAAACUUCAUGCCUGCUUGAAGAUUGCAAACUGGAUAUGUUUGUGCAAUACGAUGUCACCAUUGCUCAAAAGAGAAUCUUGAACUCUUUACAGGUUGUUUUCAAUAUGGUCAUGAUUCAAGAAGACAAUUAUUAUAAAGUCGAAGAGCUCCUUGAUCAUUCACCAGAAACAAUCCCUACGAUGAUCGAUGAUACCCUGAAAGCACCGAUUUCAUUAUUAUCUGAUGCUUUGAAUGCGUUUGGACAUUACAUAUAUGAUUACUUCAAAGGCCAAGCACUUAUUUUCAAUAUCAAGACAGUCAAUGGUCGCUUGACUGGCAUGCGUAUGGUUGAUCGAAGGUUUCAGUGGUCCACAAGCAACAAGCUUCCAGAUGAGAUCCACACUUUUAAGCUGGAGCAUUUAUGUGGAGAAUGCUGCAAGGUUCUCAAAUUGAAAUCAGCCGACUUUGAGUAUCCCACAAGUGAUGAUAGGGCUGAUAGUGGAAUACAAGCGGCUAUUGAUCCAGUUCUUGAAACAAUUGAACACACCAGAUUGAAUUAA
Molecule: messenger RNA, 2061 nt
Organism: Melampsora larici-populina 98AG31
Lineage: Eukaryota; Fungi; Basidiomycota; Pucciniomycetes; Pucciniales; Melampsoraceae
Exons: 5
Coding region: 1-2061 (686 amino acids)
Biological process (GO): protein phosphorylation
Molecular function (GO): protein serine/threonine kinase activity; ATP binding
Source: RefSeq, a predicted model, not a curated record